Molecule: messenger RNA, 1770 nt
Organism: Diachasma alloeum
Lineage: Eukaryota; Metazoa; Arthropoda; Insecta; Hymenoptera; Braconidae
Gene: TpnT
Product: troponin T, skeletal muscle
Exons: 14
Coding region: 366-1433 (355 amino acids)
Biological process (GO): muscle contraction; regulation of muscle contraction; sarcomere organization
Cellular component (GO): troponin complex
Molecular function (GO): tropomyosin binding
Source: RefSeq, a predicted model, not a curated record
GAAGUUGGAGGGAAGAAGAGUUGGGAAGAAAAAAGAAAUAACGAGCGAGAUGGUAGAUUGGGUUUGAGUCUCUGGCCGAGGGCGAAGAGGUCGGACUUCAGAGCCGCUGUAACUGUUGCGAACGCCACAUUCCACCGGAAAACGCUCUCCCGUGCGUGUGCGGAUUUUACGUUCAACAAGAUACUCCCCGAAGAAUCGAGGGAUUUUAGUUUUUUUUCUCCCCCCGAGUAAUCCAUAACCACUCCCCAACAUGUCUGACGACGAGGAGCAAUACUCCAGCGAGGAGGAGGUCGAGGAAGUGUAAGCAGCCCGAGAAAAAAGUCGAGGGUAGGGCGUCCCAAAAGACGUCCGAGAAUCCGGAAUUCAUGAAGAGGCAAGAACAGAAGAGAAGCGAUCUCGAUGAACAGCUCAAAGAAUACAUCAUGGAGUGGCGGCAGCAGAGGGCCAAGGAGGAGGAAGAGCUCAAAGGCCUCAAAGAGAAACAGGCUAAACGCAAGGUGAGCCGCGCCGAGGAGGAGAAGAAAUUGGCCCAGAAGAAGAAGGAGGAGGAGGAGCGUCGUCAGCGUGAAAUUGAGGAGAAGAAACAGCGUGAUAUUGAGGAGAAGAGAAGGCGCCUGGAGGAAUCGGAGAAGAAGCGUCAGGCGAUGAUGCAAGCACUCAAGGACCAGAGCAAGAAGGGACCCAACUUCACCAUCACCAAGAAAGAUCUCUCUGGAAGCCUAUCCUCUGCACAAAUUGAGCGUAACAAGACGAAAGAACAACUCGAGGAGGAGAAGAAAAUUUCCCUCAGCAUUCGCAUCAAGCCAUUGGAAAUCGAGGGUCUCGCCAUUGAGCGACUUCGCUCCAAGGCGGUGGAGCUGUGGGACGCUAUCGUCAAGCUGGAGACCGAGAAGUACGAUCUCGAGGAACGCCAGAAACGCCAGGACUACGACUUGAAAGAAUUGAAGGAAAGGCAGAAGCAACAGCUCAGGCACAAGGCUCUGAAGAAGGGUCUUGAUCCUGAGGCCCUCACCGGCAAAUACCCACCUAAGAUCCAAGUUGCCUCAAAAUACGAGCGUCGUGUGGAUACCAGGUCCUACGAUGACAAGAAGAAACUAUUCGAGGGUGGCCUGACUGACCAACUGAAGGAGUCAAUGGAGAAGCAGUGGGCCGAACAAAACCAACAGUUUAGCGGUCGCCAGAAGACGAAGUUGCCCAAGUGGUUCGGCGAGAGGCCCGGUAAAAAGAAGGAUGACCCCGAAUCACCGGAAGGUGAGGAAGAUGUGAAAGCAGCGGUUGAUGACGACCUCGAAGAGCCAGCAUUCGAGGAAGAGGAGGAGGAGGCGGAGGAAGAAGAGGAGGAGGAAGAGGAGGAAGAGGAAGAGGAGGAGGAAGAAGAAGAAGAGGAGGAGGAGGAGGAAGAGGAAGAAGAGGAGGAAGAGGAAGAGGAAUAAUCCAGACCCACUAGAAAAAUAACAUAACACGAAAAUCAUCGCGGAUCAUUCAUCAAUCAUCAGGCGAGCCAUUGAGCAUCAACAAGAUAUUUAUUUUCUCUGGCUGAUGUGCCUAGCACUCCAGCCAAAGACGAAAAAACCUCAAAAAUAUCUGAAAAGUAGAAGUUAUUUAUUUAUUGUCAUCAAAGCAGAUAAACUCAAAAUUCCCAACUCAUGGAUUAUCCCUUUGAUUGAAUCACCUCCCUCUCUUGGCUAAUUUAACUAUCUCUUUUACUAUAAUUAUGUUCAUAAAACACAUUGCACAUUACACGUUAUUAAAAUAAAACGAUUUAUCGUA